Molecule: messenger RNA, 613 nt
Organism: Paramacrobiotus metropolitanus
Lineage: Eukaryota; Metazoa; Tardigrada; Eutardigrada; Parachela; Macrobiotidae
Exons: 2
Coding region: 35-613 (192 amino acids)
Source: RefSeq, a predicted model, not a curated record
CGUGGUCAACUACAUUCAGAAAGUGCUAGAAAGCAUGGAACUUCGCACUGCUCGGCUGGUGCUGUAUAACCGCCACCUGACAGUCUUCGGCGCUAACAACCGAACUUUUGGAGAUUACUGUGCUGAUGUGGCUCGCUCAUACACGGACCUGUCACCGUGGUGUCCUCGCAUUAUCUGGAGCAACGUGUCGCUGUGCUACAAUAAGUACGAUUGCGAAAUUGAGUUUCGCAUUCGCUAUGCGUAUUUCGAUCUGGAUAAUAUCGAUGCCGUCCAGUUUUGGAACAUGUUUGAGGCAUCCCUUGCGCCCGCGGAGCCGUUGGACGCCAACCGUGUGGAAGAGUGGAUAGCGGAAGAGGCGGAUUGCAAACAGUGCUGUAAGCGGAUCAUCGGGAUGCUGACGGCGUUCCAGAGCUGUGAUCCGCGCCAUUCCGCGCAGUACUCAAAACACGAGUGGACGCAGGACGGUCUGCGCAAUGUGGAUGUUCGGAAACUGAAUCGCGUCUGCUUGUAUGCUGCUUGUCGUCUGUGGUGCAGACAUCGCAUGUCAUGUGCACGUCGUCGGCGAGCACUGCGAGCACUGACGGAAGUAAAGGAUGGGGAAGCUGUUGACUAG